AUGCAUCAAUCACCCAAACGCUCGGUGAUCAAGCACCCGCACGACUUCCAUGGCGCACAGGUCAUGCCACGCACUGCAGAUGCUCUUGCCGAAGCCACGUCGCGUCCACCCAUGCCCCCCUCAGUCGCUCAUACCGAUCCGUCCUCGAGCACCACCCCCAACUACCUCAAGGGCGUAGAAGGCAUCGGCAAUCCAGACGCCACCUUCUCUGGCCUCGGCAGCAGCUUCGACUUUGGCGACCUCAAUCUCGUCCCCAAACGCAGCGCACCCGCUCCGCCUAGCCAUCCAAACUCGACCGCAGCCUCUGGCUCCGUCUUCGCAUCGCGUCAGGCCGGCCCUUCGUCCACCUCCGCCUCGCCUACCUCCACCUCGGCAUCCACAUUCGCAAACGGCACAUCGUCCGCGGCGUGGUCCGCAGGCGCUUCGGCGGCGGCCGCAGCAGGUCCUUAUCGACCCAACCCCACCAUCAACACAUCCGUCCAAGCUAUGCAGGGCCCUCGCUCCGGUCUGCCCGCUCAGUCUAGCCUGCCCUUUGGCGUUGGCGGCCAUCCGCCAGCCGCAUCCCCUGUCUCGGGCCCCGUCUCGGCCUCGCCCUACUCGUCGAACGCGCCCGGUGCCUCGACGUCCAACGCGCCCUUUCCACCUCGACCUGUGCGCUCCAACACGUCUGGGCCCGACACCUUCCACACGGUGUCGUCGGUGACCGCCUCGCAGCACGUGGCACCCGUCAUGGCGCAGCGUUCGCACUCGAGCAUCGGCCCGCAGCAGCACCAGAUGAUCGGCUCGCCAACGCUCAACCAGUCGUCACCAACGCUCGAACACGGUGCACCCGGCGAGUCGACGCCCUCGCUCACCACACAGAGCCAGUUUGUGCACGGCAGCCGCGACCGCGAGCGAAGUCGCGACGGCAGCGCCACACCCGGAGGCCGCAACACGUUCAAGAGCGUCUUUGGCGGCUUUGUCAACUCGAUGAGCGACGUGUUUUCGGCGCAAAAGAAGAUCGAGAUCUCGACGCCCUACGACCCCGUCCACCUCACCCACGUCGGCUUCAACUCGGACACGGGCGAGUUCACCGGUCUGCCCAAGGAGUGGCAGCAACUCUUGCAGGAGUCGGGCAUCUCGCGCCAGGACCAGGAGGCCAACCCGCAGGCGGUGAUGGACAUUGUCGCCUUCUACCAGGAUGCCACCAAGAGCGAUGGCGACACAGAUGUGUGGAAGAAGAUGGGCUACGCCAAGGGCAACAACCAGGCCCCCGGAACGCCACGCACCGACACCAGCAGCAGCGACGACGGCUUCAAAUCCGGGCCUCAGCCCGUGCUCUACGAAAAGCCUCGCGCUGCUCCCGUGCCGCCCGGUGCACUGCAUGCCAAGAGACCCGGCGACAUCGGCAGCCCCGAUCUGCGCGCGCCCCACGCCACCGGCGACGUCGCGCUCAAGCCGUCGCGACCCGCCCCUGCGCCUGGAGCGGGUCAGGCCACCAAAGCAGGCUCGCCGCCCAUCGGAUCCAGGCAGCCGGGCGCUUCUGGUGCUUCUGUUUCCAGAACUGGCACCACAAACGGCACUUCGACGAGCUCAGCCACUGCCAAAAAUGCCAAGGCGGCAGCGGCAGCGGCACCGGCACAGGGACCGGGCGCGGUGCCAAGGAGGCGCGAGACCAAGAAGAACGUCGUCAAGGACUCGGACGUGAUUGCCAAGCUGCAGGCGAUAUGCACGGAUGCAGACCCGACCAAGCUGUACAGGAGCCUGUCCAAGAUCGGGCAGGGCGCGAGUGGCGGCGUGUUCACGGCGUACCAGGUGGGCACGAAUCAUUCGGUGGCGAUCAAGCAGAUGAACCUGGAGCAGCAGCCCAAGAAGGAUCUGAUCAUCAACGAGAUCCUCGUCAUGAAGGAGUCGCGCCAUCGCAACAUUGUCAACUUUAUCGACUCGUUCCUCUUCAAGGGCGACCUGUGGGUGGUCAUGGAGUACAUGGAGGGCGGCAGUCUGACGGACGUGGUGACGUGCAACAUCAUGACCGAGGGGCAGAUUGCGGCGGUGAGCCGCGAGGUGCUCGAGGGCUUGCGACACCUGCACGAGCACGGCGUGAUCCACCGCGACAUCAAGUCGGACAACGUGCUGCUGAGCCUGCAGGGCGACAUCAAGCUGACCGACUUUGGAUUCUGCGCGCAGAUUGGCGAGUCGCAGGCGAAGCGCACCACCAUGGUGGGUACGCCGUACUGGAUGGCGCCCGAGGUGGUGACGCGCAAGGAGUACGGGCCCAAGGUGGACAUUUGGAGUCUGGGCAUCAUGUGCAUCGAGAUGGUGGAGGGCGAACCGCCGUACCUGAACGAGAACCCGCUGCGUGCGCUCUACCUGAUCGCCACCAACGGCACGCCCAAGAUCAACAACCCCGAGAAUCUGUCCAACACGUUCAAGGACUUUCUCAAGACGUGCCUCGAUGUGGAUGCCGACAGGCGGCCGGACGCGGUGGGCAUGCUGGCGCAUCCGUUCCUCAAGCGCUCCGAGAGCCUGCGCACGCUGGCACCGCUCAUCAAGGCGGCACGCGAGCAGACACGCAAGUCCUAG
Messenger RNA from Moesziomyces aphidis, 2562 nucleotides. The record is from the annotation of a GenBank genome assembly. NCBI's taxonomy places the organism in Eukaryota, Fungi, Basidiomycota, Ustilaginomycetes, Ustilaginales, Ustilaginaceae.